UGUAAUCGAGAAGUUUCUUCAAAGAAUAGGAAGCUAGUAAGACGUGACAUACAAGCGUAAACUCCAGUUCACGGCCCAUUUCCCUUUUUGUUUCUAAAUUAUCCGCUAAUAAAAUGGAUAAGGCGCAUUCAACCAGAGGUUCACAAACAUUUCCAUUCCACCCCUUUUCAUAGUUAACACACACUACUUAGCACUGGCUAUUCUCCUAACAAACUGGAACAAAACUUCAAUAUGAUUCAUCUAAAAGCAAUUCACUACUCUAUGACACCAACUCAACAUGCUUUUAUCAACAGAACAAGUCACUUCCAAAGGAAAGACCUCGUCCGCUGCCUCUGCAAACCGAAUGAUUCAAAUUCAGACUCAGACGCCCCUUCACCUACACCGCCUCAAGGAGACACGCAUCAGCAGGAGCUGCUUGCAAUGAUUGCCCAGCUUCAAACACAGAAAGUUCGUCUUACUGAUUAUUUAGACGAAAGAUCUGCUUAUCUAUCACAGUUUGCUGAAGAUGCCAACACUGAGAUUGACCAAGUUGGUGAAAAUGCCCUCAAAGAGCUUGACGAAGCUGGUGCAAGGAUAAUGGAAAAUAUAGAGAGCAGGAUGCAAGCUUUUGAAGAAUCAAUGGAGUUAAACAAACAAGAAAUCGAAAAGAACGAGCAGAAGUUGGCGGACUUUGUAGGCCAAAUGGAGGAGGAAAGAAAUGAAGGGCUUUUCUUUAAGACCUUAGGGAAAAAACAACCAGUGGAUAAAGCGAAAGCUAAGGAGGAAACAGAGAAGAUUAAGCAACUCAAUAAAGAAAUUGCCGAGUCAAAUAUUAGAAGGAACAUCUACCUUGCACUUGUGGGCCUCGUGGUAGUUGGAAUUACGAAUGCUUUGAUCUCUUCACCAUCUGACUGGGGAAAGAGUGCAGUUCUUGGAGCAAUCUUGGUGGGUUUGCUUUCUCAAGUCUUCUACGAGCAGAAAGUGUUAUUAGAAACAGAAACAAAGCAAAAGCAGACAUCUGAAGAAGAGAAAAAGUGAAAUCAUUCUCUCUUCUACUGAUUGUACAAAAACAGUCAAAUGUUAGAUAUCAAUGUAGCAUGAGUAAUAACCUCAAAUAAAACAUUAUUAUUAGAGGCUGAUAUAUCAUGCGAACUUUUCUCUAGCAUCAGCAUAUCCAAGUUUCAUGGCAACUGCAGCCACCAAAAUUGGAUAAAUGUAGGAUGCUUUAUAUUGAUCAACAAAAUAGGACAUGCCAACUUUUACUUUCUA
Molecule: messenger RNA, 1248 nt
Organism: Capsicum annuum
Lineage: Eukaryota; Viridiplantae; Streptophyta; Magnoliopsida; Solanales; Solanaceae
Exons: 2
Coding region: 232-1017 (261 amino acids)
Cellular component (GO): chloroplast
Source: RefSeq, a predicted model, not a curated record